Didymodactylos carnosus is the source of this 1326-nucleotide messenger RNA. The record is from the annotation of a GenBank genome assembly. Lineage: Eukaryota; Metazoa; Rotifera; Eurotatoria; Philodinida; Philodinidae.
AUGCCAGUUGUUACGUGUUUUCGAUCAGUAUUCGAGGGAAUAAAAGCUUAUCUAAUCGAAUUAAAUCUGUAUAAGAACCAGUCAACUGAUCCACACGAUCUGAAGAAUCAACGAAUAGCGACAUGGCUUUACAUUAUCGCGUUAACAACAGUUAUAAUCAUAUUAAUUCUAUUCCAAUUACUCCUGGAACAAACAAGAAUAGUUCAAGUAGACUCGGCCAGUUUCUUGACAUACGAAAAUUUAUUUCAGAGAUAUCCAACGACUCUUCGAUGUCCAUGUUCAGAAAUUACAAUCAAAUAUCAAGAAUUUGUUUCUUUGCAGCCUUCGUAUCAUCAGGUCUGUUCUAGUGACUUUGUAUCACAAAAAUGGAUCGAUUAUUUAUUUAAUGAAAAUGCUAGUCAUUAUUUUCCGGGAGAUCUUCGAGCAACAGCAAGUGGUCAAUUUCAGAUACUUUCAACACUCUGCCGAAUUGCAAAUGAGACUGUCAGUAAUGCUCUGACAUUGUUUAAGACAACGGCUUUUGUAAAUUCAGAACUAUUAACAGUGGAGGUGUUUCAGUUGGAAACACGAGCAUUAUGCGAUCUAUUUAAGGUUACAACACUGUCAGCAUUCACACGGAUAUUACAAGUGAUCCAGCAAACGAUGACAGAAAAUCUAUUAAUGUCAGCGAUGGAAACAAAUGUUGUUGCAUUAUUCUAUCGAUUAAACGUAGGACUAAACGCUGUUGGUUUUCAGCAUCCAGACGGUACAUGGUGUUGGUGUUCAAUCGUCGACGACCAGUGUCAAGUGCAAUCGGGCAUUUAUGACUGGUUCGAACAGGAAAGCUAUGGAUAUUAUUAUAAAGGCCAACCAGCAACUCUUUUGAUUCCUGGCUUUUAUGCCGGUUGUUUAUCUUUGAGUUCAUUACUUAUUUCAACACUCGAAAGCUUUUAUAAUCAGACAUUUCUAGAAGAAAUACAAUCGUAUAUAAAGCCGCUUAUACUGGAAAACUUUACUGCUCUGAAAUCAUCAGCAACAAGUCAGAGCUAUCAGUUCAAUACGACGGUAGAAGUACUUGCAGAAAAUCUAUUUGUCGAACAAUGGCAUGAAAAUUUGUCUUAUCAAAAUUAUUUUCAACAAUGUUCACCGUCUCAAUGCACUUAUUCAUAUUUAGAACGAUUCAAUAUUCUACAGGUCGUAACAACGCUUAUAAAAGUUUAUGGUGGACUCACCACGAUCUUAAAGUUAUUGAUGCCAUUAAUCCUGAAUCUAUCACGAAGACGAUUAGUCAGUCAGCCAAACAUUCCGAGUAAGCAGACAACAGCAAGUAUUAAAACUGUUCACUAG